GGGUGGCAGCAUUUGGGCCAGGUGGCAACGCAUUUGAACUUUUUCAGAACGAUUGUCAAGUUAUUGCAAAUUCUAUUUCUAAAAUAAACAAUAAAAAGAUAUUUGCUAUUCACGUUAUACAGAAAUGUCGGAAAGUCAAACGCCAUCGGUCUCUAAAUCUAGCUUAAACGAUUUGCGUCAAUUUCGUAUAAUUAAAAAUGCAGCUGCCACACCAAGCCCGGGGAGAACUGAGCGUGUUCCUGGCAAAAAGCGUAUCCAGGUGAUGGCCGACAGUGACAGUGAUGGCGCAGAAAGUCAGACGCCCAAAAAGAUAAAAAUCCAGUUAACAGUUAAAGAAAAAGAAGAACGUUACAUGGCAGCAGCAAAAAUAAUGCCCAAUUACGAUACAAUGGCCAUCCAGGAUUCGCUGUCACGAACAAAUUGGGAUGUUGCUGCCUCAAUUCGUUACCUGAAGGAGCAUUGUAAGCCAAAGUCAAGUGGUCCCUUGGAUAAGCCGAAGCUGAAGCACAGCUCCUCAAAUGGCAGCAGCAGCAAAACGCAUGGCGGCAAGUCAAGUGGCAACUAUUCGGAUUACGAUAAUUCCGAUGAUGGUGAUGAUGUUAAACAGUCCAAGGAUCAGGUGUACGACAGCGAUGACAGUGACACGGAAAUGGCCACCAAAAUGACAGGUCAACGCAAGAAAGUGUUUCAGUUUAUGAAUACAGCCAGCAUUAUAGAACUUCAAUCGGUAAAAACACUCUCCGAGAAGAAGGCAACGGUACUUCUUGAACUGCGACCAUUUAAUGAUUGGGCAGAUUUGAGGCGAAAACUGGAGGCUAAUAGAUUAUCGGCUGAUUUACUUAACUACGCACAGGAUCUGAUUAACAAACAGAAUACCGUAGCCAACAUUUUGAGCAAAUGUAAUGUCAUGGUGACGCGCUUGGAAGCGGCUAUUGCCAGUGGUUCCAGCAUUGUGGAGCAGCCAAAGAUUCUAAACAGAGACAUGCAAUUGGCUGAUUAUCAAGUGAUUGGCCUUAAUUGGCUGACAGUUAUGCACAAGCAGGAAAUGAAUGGCAUCCUGGCAGAUGAGAUGGGUCUAGGCAAGACCAUACAGGUUAUAGCAUUUCUGGCGUACCUCAAGGAGAAUAAUCUGAGCAAGGGAGCACACUUAAUUGUAGUGCCUUCGUCCACGCUGGACAACUGGGAGGCUGAAAUGUCCAAAUGGUGUCCGAGUUUGAUAGUGGAAAAGUAUCACGGAUCGCAGGACGAACGACGAAGGAUGCGUGCACGCUUUGCCAAGGUCGGUUUCACCGGUUUUGAUGUGCUCCUCACCACGUACCAUAUAGUUGGCUCCACGCCAGAGGAGCGUAAGAUGUUUCGCGUUUGCAAGCUCCAUUAUGUAAUCUUCGAUGAGGCUCACAUGCUGAAGAAUAUGACAACCCAACGAUAUAUUAAUUUGAUAACUAUUAAUGCUGAAAUGCGAAUUUUACUCACGGGCACGCCACUGCAGAAUAAUCUGCUGGAGUUGAUCUCCUUGCUGUGCUUUGUGAUGCCCAAGUUUUUUGCCAAAAGCAUUGAGGAUAUCAAGUCCUUGUUUGUCAAGAAGGGCAAAACUGAUGGUGAUCAAGAGGAACUAUCACAGUUCCAAGAGACACAAGUGCAGCGAGCCAAGCGCAUUAUGAAACCAUUUGUUUUAAGGCGCCUCAAAAAUGAUGUGCUUAACAAUUUGCCCAAGAAACACAGCUUUGUCGAAAAAGUACCAAUGAGCACUUCACAGAAACAAUACUAUAAAGAUCUCGUUGAAUAUUAUUCCAACAACAAGGGUGAGAUCUGUGGCAGCAGUGAGCGUGCCGGCGUUGCAAUUAUGAUGGAAAUGCGUCGAAUGGCAAAUCAUCCGCUGCUAAUGCGUCAUUAUUUCACGGAUGAGCAACUCAGGGGUUUCUCGAGGAGAUUGGCGAGUGUCAGUUCCUAUAAAAAGACCAAUGAGCAGUACAUAUUCGAGGAGCUGGCAAUUAUGUCUGACUUUCAGGUGUUUCAGCUGUGCAACAAAUACGAACUGUAUGAUGUUAAGAUUCCGGCUCAUUUAAUAUGUGAUUCUGGGAAGUUUUUAUAUCUGGAUACCUUACUGCCCAAACUGAAGUCCGAGGGACAUCGUGUGCUGCUCUUUAGCCAAUUCACCAUGAUGCUGGACGUUGUGGAGCAGUAUCUGAGAAUACGAAAUCAUGGAUUUUGUCGCUUGGACGGCGCCACAGCCGUUAAAGAGCGUCAAGAUCUUAUCACAGACUUUAAUGGCGAUGACAAUAUAUUUGUUUUUCUGUUAUCCACAAAAGCCGGCGGUGUCGGCAUCAAUUUAACUGCAGCAGAUACCUGCAUUAUUCACGACAUUGAUUUUAAUCCGUACAAUGAUAAACAAGCUGAGGAUCGCUGUCAUCGUAUGGGACAGCGACGUCCAGUCACCAUAUAUCGUUUGAUAUCGGAGAGCACCAUUGAGGAGGGUAUUUUGAUGGCUGCCGAAGAGAAGCUAAAACUAGAAAAGGAUAUAACGUCCAAUGAGAAGGGAGAAGUUCAUGAGCAGCGUUGUGUUGUUAAAUUGCUAACCAUGGCAUUAGGCCUCGACAAGGAUGAGGAGGAGCAACUAAAUCACUCAUUAAAUAACUCUUUGGGAACGCCCACAAAGUAGUCUAUUUAAUUCGCCAGUGAGAUUCACUUUCCAUUUUUUUAUAAACAAAUUAUGUUUUUUUAUAGCGUAUCAUUUUAUUAACAAUUAUUAUAGAGCUGUUUGCUCAUAUCAUUUUCGUCGUAUUUAUAAGAAUCAAUAUUGUAUUUAAUUAUAAAUUAUAAUAUAUUCACAUGUAAGAUCA
This is a messenger RNA of Drosophila innubila, 2840 nucleotides long. It is a transcript of the gene Etl1, whose product is annotated as SWI/SNF-related matrix-associated actin-dependent regulator of chromatin subfamily A containing DEAD/H box 1 homolog. Bases 125 to 2659 code for a protein of 844 amino acids. Gene Ontology annotation, cellular component: nucleus. Gene Ontology annotation, molecular function: DNA binding; chromatin binding; ATP binding. NCBI's taxonomy places the organism in Eukaryota, Metazoa, Arthropoda, Insecta, Diptera, Drosophilidae. The record is from RefSeq and is a predicted model, not a curated record. The transcript is spliced from 8 exons.